UUCGCCCCUCUUCCCCUAUAUAUCCAUCGUUCUUGCUUACUCGCUCGCAGCGGAAGCAGUUUCGUCGAUCAUGGCUUUGAUGAACUCAUUGGCCUUCUCCUUCGUAUUUCUCUCCCUCCUCUUUACGGCGUCUUAUGCUUACAGAGGACCACUUGUGGGAGGGAAGACGGAUAUCCCGGACGUCAAGUCCAACAGGGAGGUGCAGGAGCUAGGGAGGUUUUCGGUGGACGAGUACAACCGGAGUCUGAGACUGAGGCGGAAUCCGGCGGACCAGCUACUGGAGUUCAGGCUAGUGGUGGAGGCACAGAGUCAAGUGGUGGCGGGGAUAAAGUACUACCUCAAGAUCUUGGCGUUGCAGAACGGAAGAGAGAGAGUGUUCAACUCCGAGGUGGUGGUCAAGCCUUGGCUUCGAUCCAAGCAUCUCCUUCACUUUGCUCCUUCUCGUUCCGGCGCAAAUCCGAACUAA
This is a messenger RNA of Neltuma alba, 466 nucleotides long. RefSeq names its product cysteine proteinase inhibitor B. The coding region runs from base 71 to 466 and encodes 131 amino acids. Gene Ontology annotation, molecular function: cysteine-type endopeptidase inhibitor activity. The record is from RefSeq and is a predicted model, not a curated record. The transcript has a single exon. NCBI's taxonomy places the organism in Eukaryota, Viridiplantae, Streptophyta, Magnoliopsida, Fabales, Fabaceae.